This is a messenger RNA of Pogona vitticeps (central bearded dragon), 1516 nucleotides long. It is a transcript of the gene ATF4, whose product is annotated as activating transcription factor 4. Gene Ontology annotation, cellular component: ATF1-ATF4 transcription factor complex; ATF4-CREB1 transcription factor complex; nucleus. The record is from RefSeq and is a predicted model, not a curated record. NCBI's taxonomy places the organism in Eukaryota, Metazoa, Chordata, Lepidosauria, Squamata, Agamidae. Gene Ontology annotation, biological process: regulation of transcription by RNA polymerase II. Gene Ontology annotation, molecular function: DNA-binding transcription activator activity, RNA polymerase II-specific; RNA polymerase II transcription regulatory region sequence-specific DNA binding.
GAGAACGCGACGCCAUUGAGUUCAUUGUCUGGCCGGAAGAAUUGAAAGAGGGGUUGGUGUUGUUACCGGUGUUCUGCUGCUGAGGGGCGCGGCUCGGACCGAACAAGCGAGGAAAGAUUCUAGGGUGCCCAGCCGCCACCAUGGCAUGGUAGGGGCGGCAGUGCAAGCGGCGGCAUCGGCCAUUGCAGAGGCGCAGCACCAGCGGCCGCGGCCUCGGCACCUCCAGGCAUCUACAACCAUGGCGUUUUCCAAGGCAUUGCACAGCAGCUUUGCUGUAGUUGACAAAGACACCAUUUACUUGUCUCUGCUUUUUGACGACAAAGUACUAAAACUUGGUCAAAAUGAGCUUCUCAAACACAGAGAUGUUGUUGGGGGAUAUUCACUCCCCCUUCAACCAGCUGUCUUUGGUGGCUGAAGAAGGUCUAGGACUCUUGGAUGACUACCUGGAGGUGGCCAAGAACCUCGUUUCGCAUGGGUUCUCCAGCGAGAAGGCUAAAGUGGGCUCCUCUGAUUGUCUGGCUGUGGAUAGUUUGAACGAUGCCACAGACAACAGCCAGGAGGAUGCCUUCUCUGGCAUGGAUUGGAUGGUGGAGAAGAUGGAUCUGAAGGAGUUUGAUUUUGAUGCGCUAUUAGGUAUUGAUGAUCUGGAAGCCACCGUCUUCCCAGAUGAGCUUAUGGCCACGUUGGAAAACACGUCUGAUCUGUUUGACUCAUCCAUUGAAGAAAUUCCACCCAUUCAAGAAAUUCCCAAUAAAGAAACAUUGCUGAUUCCAGAACCAGUUAAUUAUUCCCAAGAGUCUCUCCUUGGGGCAGACCAGGUGGCCUCACUUACUUCAUUAUUAUCGUUUCCCAUCUCUUCAGAGUCAGUGACUUCCACUGCAGACCAUUCUUUCAGCUUAGAACUAGGCAGUGAAGUUGAUGUUCUUGAAGUAGACGGGAAAACCGAAGCCCAAAUCUUACUGGUGGUGAUUCCCAAGUGUGAGAAGGAUGCAGAAGCACAUUCUGAUAAUGAUAGUGGAAUAUGCAUGAGUCCAGAAUCUUACCUAGGGUCACCCCAGCAAAGUCCUACUACUUCUGUUAGUUCCCUCAGUGAUGGCCAGUCAGUUACGGUUCCGCAUGGUGGUUCUGUGCGGCCCAAGCCUUAUGAUUCUCCUGCAGAGAAGAAAAUACCAUCUAAGAUAAAGGGAGAAAAAAGAAUAGAUAAGAAACUGAAGAAGAUGGAACAAAAUAAGACGGCAGCUACAAGGUAUCGGCAGAAGAAAAGGGCAGAGCAAGAGGCCUUAUCAGGAGAGUGUAGAGAACUGGAACAGAAGAACGAGACCCUGAGGGAGAAGGCAGAUUCCCUGAGCAAAGAAAUUCAGUAUUUGAAAGAUCUGAUAGAAGAGGUCCGAAAAGCGAAGAGUAAAAAGGUUAAAGUCCCGGAAUAGGGUAGUCCAAGACUAGAUGUUACAUGCAUGUAUAUAGAGGCUUGGUGCAAAUAGAUGUGUAUUUUUUGUUAAUAAAUUAUUUUCUAGUA